Phytophthora nicotianae INRA-310 is the source of this 985-nucleotide messenger RNA. RefSeq lists its product as hypothetical. The record is from RefSeq and is a predicted model, not a curated record. The coding region runs from base 102 to 830 and encodes 242 amino acids. NCBI's taxonomy places the organism in Eukaryota, Oomycota, Peronosporomycetes, Peronosporales, Peronosporaceae. Gene Ontology annotation, biological process: ribosomal large subunit assembly. The transcript has a single exon. Gene Ontology annotation, cellular component: preribosome, large subunit precursor.
GCAAAAAUCUACCCUCUAUUAAACAACAUUUCGAUUAAGGACUUCCUUGUUUUAACAACCCAUUGACUCAUUUUUUUUCGGCACAGCCACUCAAAACAUUCAUGGAGGACAAGGCUGCACGGCUUGUGGCACGCUAUGACCGCCUGAUCGCGGCGCUGGGCGAGGACGCCUUCAAGGCUUCUAGCGGAGUGUGCGCACGAGUGGAGGACGCCUCUGCAGCUGUUACGGGGACUGAGAACGACGAACAGAGACAGAUAUUGCUUAGUGAAGCCACGGAUAAAUGCGUCCGUUGUGCGGAACUCAUUGCCAAGAGUCUGGAGGCGACUGCAACGCUGUCUAAACUCCAAAAGACGCUGAAGAAUGCGUACAGUCACAGCCAAAAUGGUCACCACGGUGAGGAUGAAGAUAUGGAGAGUGAGGAGGACGAACAGGAUGAAGCUACCACAUUGCUGCUGCAGGACCUCGUAGCGGCUGGGGACGAGGCGGAAGACGCCGCCAAGAAGUACGCGCGUAUGGGUGUCGUACGGAAGACGGCACAUGCUAGUCACGAGCUGCUUGCGUCGGCUGAGCACGAUCUACAGGAACACUUGUCAAGCGAAUCGGCUUCGGCAGGAGACGCCACCGUGCAGAACGAGUUCCGACAGCUGUACAUGGAAGAGUUCACCACUGCGUUUGGUGACGAGCUAGACCAGUUCCGUCAGGAGGAGCGCUUCGAGAGUAAAGAUGUGACCUAUUUAAUCUCCUGCAUCCACGCAGGCGGCGACAUCUUCACACCACUGCAAAAGAAACUCUUCGUCGAGUCCGUUGAAGCUAGCCGAGCAACAGAAUAGAGCAAUAGCAACUAGGACACGGAGCAGUAGAAGGCUAUAGAGCGUAAAAAUGCAUGUAUGCAGCUUGUAUUCCUAUAGAUCUGUUUGUGUUCCCCAUAACUACACGUAAACAGUGCUUGUACUAUAGUAAUUUCGUUUGUGAACAGGCAGCAGGG